UCCAUUUCAUUUCCAUCAUCAGAAGCAAUGUCACUAUACACAACUGCUCAGCAAGCCUGUAAGGUGUUGUCUCUACAUGGGAAGGUGGCCCUAAUUACUGGUGCCAGUUCAGGAAUAGGAGCUGCAACAAGCAUCCUGUUUUCCAAACUUGGAGCAAAACUGAUACUUAAUGGGCGAAAUGUGGAAGGGCUGAAAGAAACAGCAAAACUGUGUGAUGAAGCCAAUAAAGAAAAGAUUUUCCUAGUUCCUGGUGAUGUAACAGAUGAAACAGUAGUUGAGCAUAUAAUAAAGGAAAGUAUUACCAAGUUUGGGCAGCUAGAUGUGCUGAUUAACAACGCUGGAAUAGUUGGAUAUGCAACAAUUGAAAACACCAGCCUGAAGCAGUUUGACACAAUCAUGAAAACGAAUGUCAGAGCUGUAUACCAUCUCACCAUGCUGGCAGUGCCCCACCUGAUUAAAACCAAAGGCUGCAUCGUAAACAUAUCUAGCAUUUGUGGAGUACGAUCAUUUCCUAAAUACUUGGCUUAUUGCAUGUCAAAGGCAGCACUGGAACAAUUUACAAAAUGUACAUCCUUAGAACUGGCCUCAAAGCAAGUAAGAGUAAAUUCUGUUUGUCCUGGAGUUAUCGACACUAACAUUUUUGUACGAGGUGGGAUGACUGAAGAGGAACGUCUACAGUUUCUUGAAUACAGUAAGACGACUCAUGCCCUGGGAAGGAUAGGAACGCUGGAUGAAGUGGCUCAAGCUGUCGCCUUCCUGGCCUCUGAUGCAGCCUCAUUUGCUACUGGGAUCUCCGUCAUUGUGGAUGGUGGGAAACAUGCAAUGUGUCCACUCUAAAAAAUCUAAUAGCAGAAAAUCAUAUCCAGUCUGUAGUAAAGUAAUGUGUACUGUUAGUGGAAAAUGUAGAAACAAAACACUUUAAUUUAAUGGCAUUUUGUUUCCAGUAAGGUAACAUUUUUGUAUUAGAAUGCAUUAUAUUAUGUUUUAGUGAGCUCAUGGGCAUACCGUAAAAGAUUACUAAUAUUGGAAAUGUUUUAUGUGUGCUGUCUUUACUUUUGUCGUGUUUAUUCUUUUGCAUAGUUAAGAUUAUCAAUAGAUGUCAAAGUCUUCUCUGAAAAUGAAUUUCAAUUAAAUACUAGACUGAAAUAAAGCAUUGAAGAAAUCAUAUUCAUGUGACUAUACUCAGUUAAUCCACAUCGUAGGACAAUUCCUUGGAUAGGUUACUUAUAUAUGGGUAUUUCCAUUUGUUUCUUAACUCUCUCUGUAACUACUCUUGUA
Messenger RNA from Protopterus annectens (West African lungfish), 1278 nucleotides. RefSeq names its product 3-oxoacyl-[acyl-carrier-protein] reductase FabG-like. The record is from RefSeq and is a predicted model, not a curated record. The transcript is spliced from 8 exons. Bases 28 to 837 code for a protein of 269 amino acids. Gene Ontology annotation, molecular function: oxidoreductase activity. Lineage: Eukaryota; Metazoa; Chordata; Ceratodontiformes; Protopteridae.